Messenger RNA from Trichomycterus rosablanca, 756 nucleotides. RefSeq names its product cold inducible RNA binding protein b (gene cirbpb). The coding region runs from base 81 to 662 and encodes 193 amino acids. Gene Ontology annotation, biological process: positive regulation of mRNA splicing, via spliceosome. Gene Ontology annotation, molecular function: RNA binding. The transcript is spliced from 7 exons. The record is from RefSeq and is a predicted model, not a curated record. Gene Ontology annotation, cellular component: spliceosomal complex. NCBI's taxonomy places the organism in Eukaryota, Metazoa, Chordata, Actinopteri, Siluriformes, Trichomycteridae.
CCAUUUUGCGUUCAGUCUCGUCUUCUCAACGUCCAUCUGUCGUUCCGUUUCUACCAGGCGCAUCAGAUCAUUAAACAAAGAUGUCUUCUGAUGAGGGAAAACUCUUCAUUGGUGGGCUCAGCUAUGAGACCACAGAGCAGUCCUUGGAGGAUGCCUUUUCCAAGUAUGGAUCCAUUGCCAAAGUUGAUGUGAUCAGAGAUCGUGAGACUGACCGAUCCAGAGGUUUUGGGUUUGUUACAUUCGAGAAUCCAGAUGAUGCCAAGGAUGCCAUGACUGCCAUGAAUGGAAAGACGGUUGAUGGCAGAACAAUUCGUGUUGAUGAAGCUGGAAAGUCUGGAAGGUCAGGUGGCUUCAGAGGCUCUGGCAGAGGAUUCAGAGGAGGCAGAGGAAGAGGUGGUGGAUAUGGUGAUAGAAGCUAUGGGGACAGAGGAUAUGGUGGAGACAGGGGCUACAGCAGUGGACGUGGGGGCUAUGGGGGAGACCGUGGUUAUGGAAGUAGAGAUCGCAGCUAUGGCAGUGGUGACAGGAGCUAUGGAAGCAGUGGCUACUCCAACAGGAGUGGAGGAUACUCUAGUGGUGGAGGAUACAGAGACAACAGCAGGUCCCAGAGUGGUUAUGGCUCCUACAGAGACAGCUAUGACAGCUAUGCUACACACGAGUAAAAAUCCUGAUUUCAAGAUCAUCCCAUCGCUGGCUGUAUUAGAUGUGCUCUUCGAAGAUUUUUGGUUUUCACUGUUGUCAGUUUUACUCGUUCUA